AUGGCUUCGCUACUUCCGACCUUUCCGCGACUUGUCUUCUCCGUCAUUGAGCCAAUUUCGCUCGUCGCAGGUUUCCUCGGAGUCGUGAUCGAUCCAGCAUGGUUCAUUGCCGAGCAAAUCCCCAAUGCGGGAGUGGUGCCGGUCAACGAUAACAACAUGCUCGUCGCGUGGCAGCUUGGGAACUUGUACCUCCUGAUGGCUUUCAUGGGCAUUGGAAUCUUGUGCACAACAUCCGAGGCCAAAGUGGUCAGGGGCUAUCUGACUGCCUUGUGGUUGGGCGACAUUGGCCAUGUCGCUUUCACUGCGUAUGCUUUGGGACUAGAAACGCUCAAGAGGCCUCAGGAGUGGAAUGCCAUGACACGCGGUAACAUCACAUUCACGAAGUAUCUGAGACCCCAGUUUGGAUCAAGAGAUGUCGCGUCUGUUGGUACACGCCUCGACGUGAUCGCGUCAAACCACCUCACAAUGUCAGAUCAGGCACGGAAGCGCAGGGCGGCGGCGCAGAAGAGCGCCUAUGCCGAUAAACAAAAGCGCACCAAAACCCAGGCUUCAGCACAGCCCGAAGACGACGGGGACAGCAAUGUCACCAUGACCUACCUCGAGCAUCGGCGCAACGCACCACAUGCUUCGCAUGCCUUUUCGAUCCUUGCUCCAGCGACCUCUGAGGCUGCUGAUUCCUCUCCUGAACCAACGCAGACAACACUCGCCGACCCAGCAGAGUCAUCCGCCAUGCAGGACUCAGGGGACGAGUUCGAAAUUCAAGUGAACACCGCCCCGCAAGACGAGGAGGGUUUGUUUGUCGACGACGAGCGACAGUCAUCGUCCGCCGUCGACAUGGAAGAAGAAUUUGUCGACGAGGAGGCAGGAAAAGUGCAAGAGUCAGAAGAGGCCGACUUGGAGAGCAAGCAAGUGGCGUUUGAGGAGCUCGCGGACCAGUGUCACAAAUUGGUGGAGGUAUUUCGCAGCUCCGACAAUGGCGGUCAUUCCAAGAGACUGGAGCUGAGGCGCGAGCUAUUCGACCUUUUCCAAGGGCGAGUCUGCGGUAAACAGUCGUACUUCGUUGAUAUCGACAAGGUCGGCGACAUAGGUCUCAACCCGAGAACUGUUGCUGCGGAACUGGGCAGGGUAAAUCUGGCGUGCACUCUAGAUCUGCUCCACAUGAUCCAGCACUGGCACGAGGCACCCAGCGCAAAGCCAAAGGAGGAGGAAUCAUCCAUUUCCAUCUAUCUCGCUCACGUCGACGUCAACUUUGCGCGCCUGUUCCAACCGUUCGGGUCCUUUGGGGAUCUCGAGAGGGAGAAUACCAUGCUGCACCUCAACAUCCGCACUAUGCUUGUUGUGGAAGUAAUGGCCGACAGGCCGGACGUCGGUGCUAUACAGCUUGUCGCCCAGUACUUUUUCGAUAUAGAGGAUGCCACUCACCUGACCCAGGACAACUACGACAGCCUGCUCACAGGCAGCCCUCUCAUUGACCUGUCCUCCAAGCACGGGGACACGAACGACACAUUAAUGAAGCUGGUCAUCCCCAGAAUUGUGGAUAUCGUCUCUACAGCAGAGGAGGCGGAAGACGCCAAUCAGGACCGCGCUGAGGCGCUGAGGGUCAAAUACGACAGGGACAAGUUCAUCCCGGAGAUCCGCAAAUGGGUGCUCGACACGUACGAUCUGUCCAGAUCGCAAAGUCGAUCCGUGGAGGACCGCAUUCUAGAUGAAGCUGAGAACCUUGAUUCGCAGUCGGAAAUAACAGUCUCGCACCGCCAAUGGCGCGAUGUGGGUGAUGAACGACCGACGUUAUUCGACACGCAAGCCCAGACUUCGAACAUCCUCUCAUCUCCGGUCCGAGCAGCAGGAGACAGCUAUCCUUCUCCCAGACGCGCUGUGGACGUCCUGACGGACGUGGACAUUAUCGGGCGGCCUCCAGCAAGUGUAGUGGACGAUGAAGACGAGGAUCUGUUCGAGACGGAUGUCCGUCUACCUCCAGCAAACCAUGUGGACGACGACGAUGAGGAUCCGUACGAGACGGAUAGCCGUCGGCCAAAUCCGGAUCGAUCCGCCAUCGUCAAGACCCAGCUGAGGUCGCUCCCUAUGGCAUCGGCGUCAAUGCCUCCUCCGCCGGCGCCCUCACAGCGCCCACCGCCACCGCCACCACCACGGUCAUUCCCUUCCAGUUCCGCAUCCGCGCACAGUUCUCAACGCUCGCCUUUUGGCCAGCGUACCAGGUGGAAUGAAAAAGAGACGGCCAUUCUCGUCGAGCUGGUGGCGAAACAUCAAGCUAGUUGGGCGGCCAUAAAGGAGGACAUAGAAGAAAAUUACAGAGAAGAGUUCCAGCCCCGCCGGAAUCAUCAGGGGGGCUGGAAUCUCCAGGGGGCCUGUCGUGACAAGGCCCGCAACUUGAAGAAGGAGUAUCUCCUGACAGAUACGCUCCUGCCACCCGGAUUUGAUCUGGUUGCCCUGACCCAGCCGCUUGAGGAUAAGAUCAAGAAAGAGGGCAAGAAUCCAUAUCGACGGGAGGAGCAUGUCGAUGGGGAUCAUAACCCCAUCAACACGGAUCUUGCAGCAGCUUACGCGUUCGAAACGCGAUGGGGUAGUCGUAGGUAG
Emericellopsis cladophorae is the source of this 2595-nucleotide messenger RNA. RefSeq lists its product as uncharacterized. The record is from RefSeq and is a predicted model, not a curated record. Bases 1 to 2595 code for a protein of 864 amino acids. Lineage: Eukaryota; Fungi; Ascomycota; Sordariomycetes; Hypocreales; Bionectriaceae. The transcript has 5 exons.